This is a messenger RNA of Salarias fasciatus (jewelled blenny), 1613 nucleotides long. Its product is annotated as clumping factor B-like. The transcript has 5 exons. The record is from RefSeq and is a predicted model, not a curated record. The coding region runs from base 92 to 1270 and encodes 392 amino acids. Lineage: Eukaryota; Metazoa; Chordata; Actinopteri; Blenniiformes; Blenniidae.
ACAAGUCACCAGCUCAGGCUGCCAAACAGUUUCGCCUCGCUGAGAGUUGACAUCUGGCUUUAGUCGUCCCUCUGCAUUCUUUGACGUGAAGAUGAGGAAUCUUCUUUUCGGAGUUAUUCUUGGACUUCUCGCUGUUGUGUUUUCAACACCUGUGGAUAAUGUGACCCAGAUUCCCACCAAACCUGAUGAUGACAUUCUCAGAGAGGUCUUGGAGGAUGGGUACCUGGUCGAUGAAAAGACUCCCCGUGUGCUGACGACUAAUCCACCCAGAAUAUACACGACCGUUCAGCCAUCCCAGCAGCCGACGUCUGACUCCAAAAGCAUCGAAAUAGAGGGCAGCGCCGAGGCCAACGCUGAGCCUGCCACAACCCCCACACCCACGAUGAACACGACACAAUCUGAGAACUCCACCUCUGUAGAGGAGGCUGGAGACGCUGGUUCAGUUACAGCAACCACCCAAAGCUCUCACUCAAAGUUCAUCUCUUCAUCAGUCCCACCCAAAGCCCCCUCUACCCCCGUUGUUACAAAUCAAGCCACUGACAGCGAGGACUCCAGCGGGGAUCUUAUGGGCAAUGGGAGCUAUGGUUCCGGGUCAGGAGACUUCCAGAACUUUGUGACAGUAGCCAGCAAGACCACCAGCUCUGACACAAAGAAAAGCACAGUGCCAGCAUCUUUUCCUGUGGGUGAAGAUUUGGAUGACGAGUCAGAGCCAGGCACAGAAUCAGAGAAGGAAUCAGAAUCAGACAUAGCAUCGAAAUCAGACGAAGAAUCAGACAAACCAUCGGACAAAGAAUCGGACAAACCUUCAGAGGAAGAAUCAGACAAAGAAUCAGACAAAGCUUUGGACAGAGAAUCUGACAAAGAAUCAGAAACAGAGUCAAGCACCAAAUCCGGAUCCAGAAAGUCCAGGAUAUCCAUUCUUGAAAUGGCAACACAACAGCAGGGUCAUGUAGGCAAGGUGGUAUUAAACGAUCAGACACCGAAGACCAAUGCCCAGCACAGCAGAACACCAGGUUGGAUCAUCAUCGUCGCAUUUAUCGUUGGCCUUGCGGCUCUCGUUAUGCUCUGUGUUGCCAUCGCCACCAGGGACAAGUGGAAUGGACCACCCAAAUCUUCCCAGCUGGAGAUCCAAACCAGCUCCUCAGAUCAGCAGAGGGAGCAGGAGAUGACGACGUUCGUGAGCAAAGAAAGUCCCAGGGAGAAUGGAAAAGCAGCAGAGUACACAGUCAUUCCUCUGGAUGAGCUUCCAGAGAAUUAUUCAUCACACUGAGGAUCAGAAACAAACUCUCUGGAGACUGGAGACUCAUCACACAGCCACAGAACUGUGUUUGAAGCCGAAUGAUUUGAUCAGAGGAACAGAAACGUCCAGGCUGUUGAGCAAAAAAAGUUUUAUUUUUGUAUAUAUAUAUGUGUGUGUGUUUUCUAUGUGGAAUUCCACAGCUUCGGGCCUCUAUUACACACUUUCUCUGUUUUGUAUCUACAACAUUUUCCUUGUUGUAUUUAUUGCCGUGUAUCACCUGUAAAGUAGAAGACUGCUCUAUUAAGAUGUCAAAUGUCAUUUAUUUCAAAUGUAAAAUAAUAACAGUGUUUUUGUUCAUUGCUUUGUCAGUUUU